Molecule: messenger RNA, 510 nt
Organism: Psammomys obesus (fat sand rat)
Lineage: Eukaryota; Metazoa; Chordata; Mammalia; Rodentia; Muridae
Product: kunitz-type protease inhibitor 4-like
Exons: 4
Coding region: 1-510 (169 amino acids)
Molecular function (GO): serine-type endopeptidase inhibitor activity
Source: RefSeq, a predicted model, not a curated record
AUGAUGCCUGCUAAGCUGGGGUUUCUCCUCAGGUUCUUCACCUUCUGCUUGUCCACUGCACCGGUACUGAGUGGUGUUGCCAGGCUCAGUGAAUCUAUGUGCAGAGACCUUAAAGAUCCUUGUGGUCUGGAACAAGAUCCCGGCAGCUGCUAUGAAAUACAUUUUAGAUUUUUCUACAACCGAAGUUCCAAACUAUGUGAGAGUUUUAUCUACUCUGGCUGCAAUGGUAACCUUAAUAACUUCCAGCUUAAAAUAGAAUGUGACAUACAAUGUAAUGAAAAUUACCGAACAGUGCGGCUUGCUGGUAACAAACGUGACACCAAAAAAGCCAACCAUGAAACCAUUGAGAGCGCGAAGAAGACACCACAAGCAGCACUCCAGGCCCAACAAGCACCUCCAUGCCAGCCAUGGCACCUAGAUAGCUGCAAAGAAAAACUGAACCUGAGCCUGAACCUGAACCUGAGCUUGAGAAUAGGUGCAUUCGUGGAUGUUCUUGGAUGCACCAUAUGA